AUGGAAAGCUUCGUGGAGGAAGAGGAAAGGCAGCCAGGCCUUGAAGGACGAUCAACUCAAUUGCUUAUGACUGUCCCACUCACCCAGACUCAAGCACUUGGAAGCGUCUUUGACUCUUCCUUCUCUGACAUCGAGACCUUUGUACUCGUCUCCUAUCUGGCCUUCCUUUGUCCAGAGACGCCCUUUCACACAAAAGCCCACCCUCCACCUGUGACCAAUUUCAGUGUUUAUGUGAAGAAUCUCUGUACAAUAUAUUGGAAGUGGAGUCCUCCCGAAGGUGUCACUACAACAUGUGAGCUGUGGUAUAAUAGUCAUUUGGGGGAGGAAAAGGUACCGUCUAAUUCAGUGAUGGUCAGUAAAAACAACUUUCGCAUUGAAGAAGUGGCCCUUAAUGAAAGAAUUUGCCUCCAAGUGACAUCACAAUGCAAUGUGGAGAGCACUAAUACUAGUGACCCCGUAGAGAUGUGCACGGAGCCCCCUCGAGGUGACCCAGAGUCGGCUGUAACAAGACUGCAGUGCAUUUGGCACAACUUGAGCCAAAUGAAUUGUACGUGGCUCCCUGGGAAGACGGCACCACCUGACACAAGCUACAUUCUGCACUACUGGUACAACACUCUGGGAAAAAGUUUUCAGUGUUCAAACUUCUAUACGGAGGGACAACUCAACGGAUGUUCUUUUGAUCUGCUUGGAAAAAACGUUUCCUCUUCUGAUAAAAUUCAAAUAAUGGUCACAGAUACAACUGGAACAAUUCGACCUUCCUACAGUAUCAUUAAUUUAAACAAUGUGAAGCCGGAUCACCCCAUCCUAACAAACCUCUCCCUCCAGAAUGACAGCUUGUACGUGGAGUGGGAAAGCCCAGCAAACUUUGGCAGCAAUUGCUUAGUUUACCAGGUGGAAGUCAACAACAGCAAGUCAAUGGAACGCAAGGUUCACGAGCCCAAAAGCAAAUGUCACAUCACAGAAACUUCUCCAGAACUUAAAGAAAAUUCAAAGAAUAAAAAUUGUUUUGUGAUCCAUGAUGUUGACCCUGAUGCUGCAUAUACAGUCAGAGUGAGAGCCAAAGCCAGUAAGUUUUGCUUUGAAGACAGUGACCUGUGGAGUGCUUGGAGUCAAAAAAAACAUAUAGGCCAGAAGCACGACUCCAAGAUUCACACCAUCACCUUACUCUUCAUUCCAGUUGCUAUCUCCAUCUCCACUCUUCUCCUGCUGCUAUAUUUAAAGAGACUGAAAAUCAUUAUUUUUCCUCCAAUUCCUGACCCUGGGAAGAUUUUUAAAGAGAUGUUCGCAGACCAGAACGAUGACACCCUGCAAUGGAAAAAGUAUGACAUCUAUGAAAAACAAAUUAAAGAAGAAACCGAUUCCGUGGUGCUGGUCGAAAAUCUGAAGAGGACCUCUCAAUAGAGUGAAUAAUUUAUUUGGACCUCUACCAGGAAAUGUCUCCCAUCCUCCAUUAGUUACCUUGAAAAUCAUUCAGCGAAAGCUGAAACCAUUGGGCCAGUUACUUCAGAAGAGAUGUGUCGUAAAGCAGUUUCAGGUACAUAAGCUGUACGGCUGAACGCAGAGAAAGGAGUGGCCCAUUCGCAAAUGGUGGCUACAAAAUUUAUAUUGGGAGAAACCGCUUUCCUGGGAAGGCCACCUAAGCCAAAGCCAACAAGCCAACAAGAUGAUGGCAUUAAGAGUAGCUCAUUAAAUAAAACACAUGCCAGUCCACACCGGACGGCAGCGUAUGGUAGAAGACUGAGCAGAGUACAUUUACUUUCAUCAAGAAAACCUGAUGAGGUGAUAUACUUCUGUUUUUAUCCUUCUCAGCACUUUGUUGCCUUUCGUGCCUCCCGGUAAGAUGGAACCAAAGUGCCUUUUGAUGCCUGUCCUAAUGCUGCUCUGAUAAAAAGUGGUAUGUGACACACCUACCAGGAUGAAAAGCCUUCACUUGUUUGAUCUGGACUUCCUUGGCAUCCUCCCUUUCUCUUAACUGAAACAUCUUUCGGAGAUGGUUUUAUGACAGUCUGCCAGUAAGAAAUGGGCUUAUUACAGCAGCACGUGGUGGGCCCAGUUGAGAUGUUGGUCCCUUCGGAUGCACGGCUCCGCCACUGCGUAUACUGGACAAAAAGAAGAAUUCCGAGCUUUCAAGGUCUUCUUCAUCUGCUCUUGAAGGGGCUUGUGUCAGGUGACUAAGGCUGUACAUUCUGGUGGAUCUGCAGGAAUCUACCUGCCUUUUGAGCCUGCGCCAGCUUUUAGAAGCCCACGCUGGCGGUGACAACAACCCAGUGGAGGUCGGAGUGAACCCCUCUAUCCAGAACUUGGAAAGCCACCAAAGCUCCUAGAAACAAAUGGGACUUACAGUAGUCUUUGCCUUGCUUCAGUCAACAAGUAUUGAGCGCGGGUCAUGUGUGUCCCACAGCGUGCCAAGUCCCGCGGAAGGCGGAAACGAAGCCAAAGACAUGAUGCCUGCCCUUAUGGUGUAUGAUCCGUGCUUUUGUUCAAUGCUGUAUUUGCCCACCCUCUUCCCUCCUUUCUCUUUGUAGACUUGCCCUUUCCCACCCAACCCAGAAGUCGCUUGCCCUGUUCCCCUUUUGAGCCUUUCCCCCCCAUUUCCCAAGUUCUCCCCUGCCCAGCAGAGAAUGUAGGGGAUUAGCAAACUGAGGAAAACCAAGUGGGUGUUGGUAAGGACCAGAUAGCCCCCACAUUCCUCUUUCCUCUUUCUCCUGCACUCUGGCUUAAGGUAAGUGUGGGCAGGCUGGAUAAUGUUUAGAGAGUGUGCAUGCUUUGGUUUUGUUGGGGGUGGGGUGGGGUUAAGGCUGCAUCUGUUAUUCGGUUUUUGAUAUUAAAGUGCAAAUGUUUCUGCGUGUUUUCUAACUGAAGAGUUGAGUGUACUCUGAGGCUUGCUGUUUUGCUUUGGGGGAAAAAAUAGACGUGUUUUUCUCAUGGCCCACAAAGCUGGCCCUAAGAACUCUUUAGAGCCCCACUCACGACCUGGCCUUAGCUUGAGUAGGUAGAGUGACUUGUGUGAGUCACCAACCAGGCAGCCAAGUAGCCCACGUAUUUCCUGGGAGCUUUUUCAUCUCACGAGUUCCCUCCGGCUCCCAUUCGUUUUGGCAGUCCUGAAUUGCUUCUCCCCCUAUUUCUCCAGCAGCGCCACCGUGUUGUCUUUAACAGCUUUUAACAAAGGGGCCCUUCAAGGUGUUGUCAGGUUACGGCUUAGAGCAGUGAUGGGCAAACUGCGGCCCCCUGAAAUGUUCUAUCUGGCUGCGUGACAUUAUUCCUAAUCUG
Molecule: messenger RNA, 3270 nt
Organism: Gracilinanus agilis (Agile Gracile Mouse Opossum)
Lineage: Eukaryota; Metazoa; Chordata; Mammalia; Didelphimorphia; Didelphidae
Gene: IL13RA1
Product: interleukin 13 receptor subunit alpha 1
Exons: 12
Coding region: 1-1401 (466 amino acids)
Biological process (GO): cytokine-mediated signaling pathway
Cellular component (GO): membrane; external side of plasma membrane
Molecular function (GO): protein binding; cytokine receptor activity
Source: RefSeq, a predicted model, not a curated record